AUGUAUCAGAAACGCUGGCAGUCGGAAGUGAAAAGGCAGUUGGAGGAUCAAAAUUCUGGUAUACCAAUGGAUUUUGGUGUAGAGCAAGUGUAUGAAGACUGGAAGAAAACCGUUGCUCUUGCAUCAACAGCAAAAUCAACCAAUAACCAUAGUUUUUAUUCUCUUGAAGAGAUUCAUAUAUUUGCCUUAGCUAAUAUUCUGCGAAGACCAAUUCUGGUGAUAUGUGACGAUUCUCAUCGUGGUGCUGGUGUAAACCUUGGUGGCAUAUACUUACCACUGUUGUCAGACUUGGUGGAUUGUAUAAAACUCCUCUUUGAUUGGCUAUCACCAUGGACAUUUUACAGCACUUGUGAUGGCAGAAAAUAA
Messenger RNA from Xenia sp. Carnegie-2017, 366 nucleotides. RefSeq names its product tumor necrosis factor alpha-induced protein 3-like. The record is from RefSeq and is a predicted model, not a curated record. Lineage: Eukaryota; Metazoa; Cnidaria; Anthozoa; Malacalcyonacea; Xeniidae. The transcript has a single exon. The coding region runs from base 1 to 366 and encodes 121 amino acids.